AGCACUAUGAUUUUUAGAACACUAGGCAAUAUAAUGUCACUAAAAUUCCGUACCUCUAAUAUUGUUCUCCCUGUUUCUGUGUUGAACUAAUUUGGUGACAGAACCAAUGACAAAAAAAACCAAUCACACUUGAUGAUUCUUACUGGAGAUGUGAUAUAAUAUAUCUAUCAUUUAACGACACGUGUCACUGCACAAGUAUCUGUAAAAUACUACUAUAAACAAAAUGAACAUCAUGUCCACCUCCAGGCGCUAUAAAUUCCAAGCUCCCGAUCUUUCCUCUACAACAUAUGCUCGUUGAGAGCAACAAGAUAGUUUCACUGCUGAGACUUGAGAGAAUAUUAUACUACCACACCUGAGCUUAGAAACUUGCCUUCUCCUCACAUUUUCAUUUUUUGAUAUUCAAGAAAUCUUACGUUAUUUCCAUUUCUUAAUAAAUUAGAGAUCGACAGGGAAGAGACAGUGCUCCGGGACACAAGCCACUUCAAGGGUGAAGUUUUUAUAAGAAUGAAGCCAUGCAUGACGAAUCUAAGACAAAUGAUUCAACCAAUGUUGAAUUUCCAAGGGAUAUCCGCCGGUUUAAACAUGGUCGACGUUCCGUUUUUCCGGCCCAAAGACAAGGUUGUUUUCGUCAUGGGAGCCACCGGAACCGGCAAAUCUCGUCUUGCCAUCGACCUUGCAACUCGUUUUCCGGCCGAGAUCGUAAACUCUGACAAGAUCCAAGUCUAUAAAGGUCUAGACAUCGUCACCAACAAAGUCACUCCAGAGGAAAGCCUUGGCGUUCCUCACCACCUCCUCGGCACCGUGGAAAACACUCAUGAGGAUUUCACGGCGGAGGAUUACCAGCGUGAAGCACUCAGAGCAGUUAAGUCAAUCGUAGAGAGAGACCGUGUCCCGAUCAUAGCCGGCGGUUCUAAUUCUUACAUCGAGGCAUUGGUCAACAAUUGCGUUGACUUCCGGUUAAGGUACAAAUGUUGCUUCUUGUGGGUUGAUGUUGACAGACCGGUUUUGAACUCGUUUGUCUCGGACCGGGUAGAUAAGAUGGUCGAGAUGGGACUCGUCGACGAGGUUCGCCGCAUCUUCGAUCCCUCUUCAUCAGAUUACUCCUCUGGAAUACGCCGUGCGAUCGCAGUUCCAGAGCUGGACGAGUUUCUCCGAGCGGAGAAGCGUGAUUAUCCGGCGGAGGUGACGGGGAAGCUUCUUGAGACGGCGAUCAAGAAAAUCAAGGAGAACAACUGUUUGCUUGCAUGUCGGCAAUAUCAGAAGAUUAAGAGGCUUUACAAGCAGUGGAAGUGGAACAUGCACCGUGUGGAUGCGACGGAGGUUUUCCUCCGGCGAGGAGAAGAAGCCGACGAGGCUUGGGAGAGCAUGGUGGCUCGACCUAGCGCACUCGCCGUCGACAGGUUUCUUAAUUACAGCGACGAUCACCAUUUGGAAGGGGCCGAUAUUCUACUACCGGAGAUCUCCGCCGUUCCGCCGCUUCCAGCCGCCGUGGCAGCGAUUUCGCGGUAAAAAAAUAUAGGCUUCGAAUGGAACGCAGAUCAAAUAAACGCAGAUCAAACACAAAAUGCAGAUCAUGCAGAACAAAUGCAGAUCAUGCAGAUCAAGCAGAACAAAUGCAGAUCAAACUAAUUUAAUAAAGAGAAAAAGACUAGGAUAACACCAAACCAAGUUUUUGUUCCCAAAGUAGCACUCAAGGCUCAAAUUCACAAA
Molecule: messenger RNA, 1710 nt
Organism: Brassica napus (rape)
Lineage: Eukaryota; Viridiplantae; Streptophyta; Magnoliopsida; Brassicales; Brassicaceae
Product: adenylate isopentenyltransferase 5, chloroplastic
Exons: 2
Coding region: 505-1509 (334 amino acids)
Biological process (GO): cytokinin biosynthetic process; tRNA modification
Cellular component (GO): mitochondrion
Molecular function (GO): tRNA dimethylallyltransferase activity
Source: RefSeq, a predicted model, not a curated record